AUGUCGCACCACAGGAAGAGGGUGUAUCCGCAGGCGCAGUUCCAGAUUGGGCAGCAGGGCGUGGCGCCCGUGGGGGUGCCGCCAGUGGGAAUGCCGCCAGUGGCGGGAGGACUGGCUAUGGGGGCCGGUGCCGUUCCUAUUGCUGGUCCUGGCGCAGGUGUGGGUCCAGGUGCAGGUGCAGGGGUAGGCGUAGCCGCUGGCGCCGCUUCACCGGUACCUGCUUCUGCCUCUUUCACCCCUGCUCAACCGCAGAUGGAACAACUGGCGUCAGGUAUGGCUGGUAUGCAAUUGAACGGUAUGCCACCUCAACAGAUGUCGAUGCCAGUGUCGAUGCCAAUGGCAGACCCAAGCGCUAUGUACUCGCAGCAGCAACAGAUGCCUCAAAUGAACAGGAACGGGUCUGCAGUGAAACCAAUGAACAUGCUGUACCCGAUUGACUUGCUCACAGAGCUGCCGCCACCGAUCAGGGACUUGUCUCUGCCACCACCGCCUCUUAUGGUUCCACCAGAGAGGAUGCUUGUCCCCUCGGAGACGGCCAACGCGGCACCGGAGUACGUUCGGUGCACUUUGAACGCAGUGCCCAAGAGUAACUCUUUGCUCAAGAAGAGUAAGUUGCCCCUGGCGUUAGUCAUCAGACCGUACCAGCACUUACAGGACACGGUGGACCCUCCACCACUGACAGAGGAUGGACUGGUCGUCCGUUGUCGCAGGUGCCGGUCGUACAUGAACCCGUUUGUCACUUUCUUGGACCAGGGGGCCAGAUGGAGGUGUAACUUCUGUAACCUCGCAAACGAUACACCAAUGCAAUUCAACCACUCGUACGACAGGGGUGGCGCUCCAGGGCACCCACACCAACAGCAACAACAAUACGCAAACCAGUACGAGAAGAACGAGGUCAGACACGCCGUCAUGGAGUACCUUGCCCCGAAGGAGUACACGCUGAGACAGCCACCACCUUCUACUUACGUGUUUGUGAUGGACGUUUCGCAGAACGCUGUGAAAUCUGGGCUGCUUGCAACAACGGCAAGAUCUCUCCUGGAGACACUCGAUUUCUUGCCCAACCACGAUGGCAGGACCCGUGUGUCCAUUCUCUGCGUGGACAACGCGAUCCACUACUUCAACGUGCCCCUAGACGAGGAGCCAGAGACAGGUAUGCAGAUGCUUGACGUCGCAGACAUAGACGAACCUUUCCUCCCAAGACCAAACGCGAUGGUUGUGCCCCUGGCCCAAUGCAGGGAAAACUUGGAGACUUUGCUUGCGAAAAUACCAGAAAUCUUCCAGUACAAUGUGAUGGCGAAGUUCGCACUGGGACCAGCCCUCCGCGCUGCGUUCAACCUCGUCAAGAACACGGGCGGGAAAAUCGAAAUUGUGUCCUCCACUUUGCCCACAGCUGGGGUCGGGAAACUUGCCAAGAGAAACGAGGCAGGUGUAGCAAACACACCAAAGGAGUCCGCUCAGUUGCUCUCAUGUCAGGACUCCUUCUACAAGAACUUUACUAUUGACUGCAGCAAGUCACAGGUCACGGUCGACAUGUUCUUAGCGACAGACGAUUACAUCGACUUCGCAUCGCUAUCAAACCUUGCUCGAUACACGGGUGGGCAAACCCACUUCUACCCUGGGUUCUCAGCGGCAAACUUCUCCGAUGUCACUAAAUUCACAAAGGAGUUCUCGAAGCAUCUAUCCAUGGACAUCUCGAUGGAGGCAGUCAUGCGUGCAAGAGGUUCCACUGGGGUCCGCAUGAACUCCUUCUACGGACACUUCUUCAACAGGUCCUCAGACCUUUGCGCCUUCUCGACAAUGCCCAGAGACCAGUCGUACGUGUUCGAGAUGCAACUCGACGAAAACCUCAUGCAGCAGUACUGCUACGUGCAAAUCGCAGUGCUCCUGUCAUUAAACACCUCACAGCGUAGAAUCAGGGUCAUCACACUUGCGCUGCCCACCACAGAGUCCCUCAGCGAGGUGUACGCCUCCGCGGACCAACUCGCAAUCACCGCUUUCUUCACGCAACAGGCAGUCAGCAAAGCAAUGAACAACUCGCUUGACGAUGCCCGCGAACUGAUCAGCAAAGCGGUCACGGACGUCCUGGCGACGUACAAGAGGGAGAUCGUUGUCACGAACACUGCAGGCGGCGCCCCACUGAGACUCUGCGCCAACAUGCGCAUGUUCCCCUUGCUAAUGCACGCACUGCGCAAGCACAAGGCGUUCCGCACGGGUGUCGUCCCCAGCGACCAUAGGGCCUCUGCGUUAAACCAUUUGGAGUCCGCACCACUCAAGUACUUGAUUAAGAACAUCUAUGCGCGCGUAUACUCGCUGCACGAUAUGGCUGACGAGGCUGGGUUGCCCGACGUCACGGGGAGCAUCUGUCUCCCAGAACCAAUCAACGCCACGGCGUCCCUGUUUGAGCGGUACGGACUGUACCUGAUCGACAACGGCACGGAGUUGUUUCUGUGGAUCGGCGGAGACGCGGUCAACGAGCUUGUCAUGGACGUGUUCGGCACGGGGGACAUCCUACAGGUGCCCAUCGGCAAGAUGGAGCUCCCCAUCGUCCAGGACUCCGAGUUCAACGAACGGAUCAGGAACAUCGUCGCAAAAGUCAGGGAACACGACGACAUCGUCACGUACCAGACUUUGUACAUCGUCAGAGGCGCUUCCCUCAGCGAACCGGUCAACCACGCCUCAGCAAGAGAGGUUGCCGCGCUCAGACUAUGGGCGACAAGUCACCUCGUCGAGGACAAAAUCCUCACCUCAGAGAGCUACCGCGAGUUCCUACAGGCUGCAAAGAGCAAAAUCAGCAAGUAA
Messenger RNA from Huiozyma naganishii CBS 8797, 2799 nucleotides. RefSeq lists its product as uncharacterized. The record is from RefSeq and is a predicted model, not a curated record. The coding region runs from base 1 to 2799 and encodes 932 amino acids. The transcript has a single exon. NCBI's taxonomy places the organism in Eukaryota, Fungi, Ascomycota, Saccharomycetes, Saccharomycetales, Saccharomycetaceae. Gene Ontology annotation, biological process: intracellular protein transport; endoplasmic reticulum to Golgi vesicle-mediated transport; COPII-coated vesicle cargo loading. Gene Ontology annotation, cellular component: endoplasmic reticulum exit site; COPII vesicle coat. Gene Ontology annotation, molecular function: SNARE binding; zinc ion binding.